Messenger RNA from Parus major (Great Tit), 4843 nucleotides. RefSeq names its product Xg glycoprotein (Xg blood group) (gene XG). NCBI's taxonomy places the organism in Eukaryota, Metazoa, Chordata, Aves, Passeriformes, Paridae. The coding region runs from base 2099 to 2584 and encodes 161 amino acids. The record is from RefSeq and is a predicted model, not a curated record. The transcript is spliced from 9 exons. Gene Ontology annotation, biological process: T cell extravasation; homotypic cell-cell adhesion; positive regulation of neutrophil extravasation.
AGAUGGGUCAAUGAUUUUUCAAGUGCUAAAACUGUGAUUUAUGGUCAGGUAUUAGCUCUUAUAUUUCUUUUUAAUAUACAAUAUUUUUCACUUGUUAUCUAGGGCAAGCUGUUGCAUGUUUUUGACAGCACCUCUAGGUGCAGGAACUUAAGAAGUUCCUGUAACGCUCCCAAGAACAGGAGGGAGAUAAGCAUUCAAUAUAUCCUGACUCCUACACUAGAUCUGCUCCUUCCAGUGCCACCCAUCUUCAUAUCGUUAUUUAUCUAGAUAGAACAAUAGCUGGCUUCAGAAGAACUGAACAAAAUAUGCAUCAUCUUCAAACUUCAUCUGAGAAUUUUUGAUAUCACAACGAAGUUGUAUCAGCAGACAGGUGAGACAAUGCAUUUUGGGAAGACUUCAGUUGCAGGAACAACUGUUUGGAAGUAAACUGAACGCUGAGUGUGUAAGCUGUUUGGACCUGCCUGGGACUAGUACCUAACCUUGCCAACAUUGCUGUUCCCUUCGGGCAAAUUCAUCACUUGUAUGGAGAUCAGCACAUCUGGGCCUGCUUUUGGCAUUCUGGAAAAAAACAAACCAAACAACAGCAGUGGCUUUAUGGGAUUGCUCAUUUCAUGGUAUAAUUCUUGUGUUAACUGGCUGAAAAAGUCACCUCUUCAGCCUAAAUGUCCUUAACUGUUCUGAGACUGAGCAAUUUGUCCUGACAUGGGGAAUGAUUAUACCCAAAUUAAACUUUAGAGCUUCUGUUAGUAGCUAUAAACCAGACUUUUAAAAACCAUUCUGUUGUUUCAAAUUUCGGCAGGGGAGAGAGAGGGAGGGAGCUGACCUACUUGAAUAUCAAGCUUCUUGAGGAUGUAGUAUCACCAAGUUCUAUCUGUCCAUUUUAUAUUGUUGCAUCUGUUUUUUGUAGUUAGCAUGAAAGCAGGAGUUCAGUUGUACAUUCUGGGUAACUCAACAGAAAUGCAGCUGGGGGCAGCCUGUGCCCCACAGACUGAAUCACCCAGAAACACCUCGGGUGCUCAGACUGGCCACUCAUGGUGGCAGAGUCCUCAGCUAUUUGCUGCCCUAGACAAAACAGCUCUGACAAAACCCCCUGCAGCUUAUCCCCCAAGCACAGGGGAGGAUGCACACCAGUCACCCUGCUGCUGCUGGGCACCAGGGUGAUGGCUGCAAUCCAGUUCAAAGGACAAGACUGUAGGCACAUGUGUUUGCUAGAGAGAUGCACCAGAUAACUAUGAUGCUAUGACAAAACUAGAUUUAAACCACACCAGUAUUUAAAAGUUUGUCCAUGUACAGAUAGGUGCAAGUUUUUUUUCAUUUUUCAAAGCUUUAUACCAUCAGUCAGCAGACAUCUCUUGCCAGGUAGGAUAUGCAUGGAUAUUUAUAUUUAAAAUAAAUAAAGUAGAUCAAUAGAAACAAUCAUGAUGGGCAAUGUGGAGAUAAGCAUCCACUGAGGAGUGGAGCAUGCUUCAUUUCAGUAGUCCAACAUCAUAUUUUAAAUUUAAUUAAUGUUUAAUUUGGUGGCCCGAGUAAGGGGUUAAGGCUGACAGGAUUGCUUCUCUCAGCUGUUAUUCCUGAGCCAAGAAACAAGCAGUGAAGUGCUGCUUUGAGGACAGAGUAUGUCUGAGUGAUUCUUUCAAGCACGCUUCAGAGAAAGACAGUCUCCUCUUACAAGCUACUUGAGCUCCCACAGCACCACACCCUACUUUGAAGGCUAGGAUGUCAAACUGGUUGUCUUUCCCCUCUGGAGAGGAGGUGGAUCCAGAAUGUUUGGGCACCCUCCUCAUUGGGUGCUGCCGCUGCUUCCCCAGCUCUCUGUGCUUCCUGCCUGGGUAAUAAAUAAGUUUCUUGGAGCACAGGUAGUGCCUAAUGUGCUGCUCACAGCCUGGCUCUAGCAGAGUUGCUUGCUUUUCUUACUUGCCUUGUACACAAGAAGGUUUCUCUCUCUCUUGCAGAGUUUGGGUGUGGUGGUGAGAAACCUCUUCGGAGAGAGCUGCUGAUUCCAGGUGUCUCCCUCUAACCUUGGCACUGCAGCUGCAACAUCUGCUAUCAUUGCUUGUAAAAAAACAACUGGUGCAAUCGAAGCACUGCAUAAAGGAGCAUGGAGAAAUUCAGAAGUAUUUUUCUUUUGUGCCUUGGCUUCCUUCUAGUCCAUGUAAGAGGUCAACGUGAUUUUGAUUUAGCUGAUGCCCUUGAUCACCCUGAUGACAUAAUUACCAGGAAGCCUACAGUGAUCAGAAGACCAACAAGACCUGUGUUCAACAAUGAUCUGAAUUUGGGAGAUGCUCUUGGUGGGGGUGACAUCUCAAGAAAACCUUUAUACCCACCUCUUCCACCACGCCCGGGAACUUACGGUAAUUCUGGAGGUUUUGAUGACUCAGAUCUCCUUGAUGGAAAGCCUUUACCACCAGGAGAAGAAGAGCAUCAUUUCAAUCAUGGAGGGAACACAGAUUCGGGUCUAAUAGCUGGAGUUACAUCUCCUGUAAUUUCUGCUUUUGUAAUACUGGUUGUUGGAUCAAUAGCAGCCUACAGCGCCUACAAGAAUAAGAAACUUUGUUUCAAGCCACGUGGUGGGGCUACUGUGUAAACCACUGCAAGAAGAGUUGCUGUCUGAUCACAGGCUCCUUUGGUUGGUGACAUUCUACAUUGCCAUUCCAACAGAAGAAAAUCUCCCUCUAAUGACCGUUUCCUGGAGACAUUGCAAUCCUGCUCUCUCUAACCUGAUGUCACUUUUGCACCUUGAGUUUUAUGUCAUCAAAGAUAUGCUUAAAACAUCCAGGGAUUGUAUUGAACUUUCUGACCUGCAUUCAUAAGGGCUGGAUACAGAUUUUGACUCAGAACUUAUCUUAAGUACAAAGAAAUCAAGUUUGAUUUAAGCUAAAAGUUGAAAGAUUUGGGUUUGUGAGGAUUUGAGUCACCAAAUAAAUUUUUUUUCUGUUUUCAAAAUUAGCCAAAAAACUUAAUUCUUCUGAUAGAAUUGGGAUAAGGACUUUGCUAUUUCCUUUCAUGCUUGUUGGGUUUCUCCAGUAUAUUUCUGUAAUGUUUACUAUGUUUAAAGAAAAAUUGUAGUUGUCAAAAGGAUUAAAAAUUUGAAUGCGUUUACUUUGUAUUUAUGUCUAAACACUGGCAAAGCGAAAGGAAUUGUAGCUAGAAAAUUCCUUCUUAAUUUUAUAAUAAAUAAUAAAAAAGAUUAUGUAUAUUGACAAACCACUGUUUGAAAUACAAUAGAGAGAAAGACAUGCUAAUUUUAUUUAUUUAUUUAUUUGAUAAUUACUGAAAUGGUAGUUAGCUCUUCUCAGGAACUAGAAUUUCACUUAAGUUUAAUUUCUCUUCUUGAAAACUUAGGCUUGACUCUAGGAACCUUUGAAGGCAUUAAUUUAGCAAGAUGGUUUUUUUUUAAAAAAAAACAUAUUAUUCCUAACUUCUGAAGAGGGAAAAUUGGUACAAAACUUUUUCUGAUUCAUUUAGAAUGAGUGUGUGAUGCUUCAGCCUCUAAAAUCUAAGUCAUAAUGACUUUUAAACUUCGUACUAUGUGGAGAUGUGGUUGACAUAGUUUUUCUUGCUAGACUGUUUCAUGUCUUUCCCUCAUUCCUGACUGACCUUUCUAUGCUAACAAUGUAGACAAACCUAUCACAAAAACUGACACUUUUCCUGUCUCUCUAUCUUCAUUUAGCUAACUGGAUCAAAAAAACAGCAAGUGAAUGAAAUACAGAUGAAAGCUGGCAAAACUAGCUUUUACUAGUUAAAUUUAUGUAUUGCAGAAUACAUAAAUUUUACUAGUAAAUAAAUGUAUUGCAGAAUUAUGUCAGUUAUUACUGACAUAAUUCUGCAAUACAACCAUUUUAGCUAACUUUUAAAGCAUAAGGAAACUGGUGUGGUUUUAUCUUCAUUUUAUAGCAAAGCAUGGUUUUUUUAGAAGAAUUCCAUUUAAAUGGAGAUGAACAUGAUUUUGUGUUUAUUACAUCAUUGAGAGGAAGACAUAUACUAAAAAAUACUUUUUCAUAAAAUAAAAUACUAUUUAUCUAAAUUGUAUUUUAAAUGGAUAUAUAUCAGUUGCUUGCUUAGAUGCCACUUUUUUUUUUUUCCUUCUGAUCCUGGAAGAAAUGAUAACAUACAUCAGUUUAAACAUAGAAACAUCUUGACAACAUACAAACAAACAGAUGCCUUUGUGGCUAUCACUUUCAACUUAUGAAUGAAAAAAUAUUUUUAAUAUGGUUUUCAAGAACAUUUAAUAUUUCUUUUAAAAUAUUAUUUUUCCAUGUUAAUAGUUAAUCCAGAUUGACAUAUAUUUAUUCAGAUAGACAUGAAGAUUUGAUUAAUGAAAUCAAACAGCAAGUGUUUUGAUGUUACAACUUCAGUUGUUUGUUCAACCAUGAAAAUAUAUAUUUUGCUUCUUUCUCUUCAAUAUUUUCAAUAAACACCUGCAGUGUUUUAUCUAAGAUGACUCAAGUUUUGUUUUUUUUGUUUGCUACCUUCUGUGACAUAUGAGAAUUGGUACCUUCUAUAUACAAGUUCAACUGUGUCCCACUAGGGAAAAGAAGGAAAUGCUUCAAACUAAGGAAAAAUUAAAGGAGAAAAAACCCCAGUAUAAUCAAAACAGCUUAACUAUCUAUUCUUUUUUUCUCUAUUUUUUUUAAGUGUCUAGAGAAGGAUCUAUGUGCAACAUUUUUGGUUUUGCUAUACUAUGACAAUUUAUUUAACAUUUUUCAUAAUAUUUUCAAAAUAAUUUAUUAUUUGUUGAUAUUAAUAGCCAAAACCCAGAUUUAUUAUGGAGAAUUUGAACAGAACUUAUGAAUCAGAAUGGAUAAACCCUGACUACCCAAGUGUUUAGCCCCCUGAAGCUCUU